This is a messenger RNA of Acanthaster planci (crown-of-thorns starfish), 1755 nucleotides long. RefSeq names its product chromosome 22 open reading frame 23 (gene c22orf23). Lineage: Eukaryota; Metazoa; Echinodermata; Asteroidea; Valvatida; Acanthasteridae. The record is from RefSeq and is a predicted model, not a curated record.
GUGGGGGGUGGCAACCUGAUUUUUUAAUUAACUGAAGGAUUUGAACGAAUGUCUGUUGUUCUUAAAAGCUUGGGGAUUGAUUUGAACAAGAUAAAUUGAUCAUUAAUUCUGGCUGAACAGAUGCGCAAAAGAAAAUCAGGCUAAGUCUAAUUCCCAAAAUAAAGUUUCAGAACGAGCCUAAUGUUGUUUUCUAUGGUUUCAAGAUGUCGGCCGGGAAGCAGAGAGGUGUCGCCAAAGGCGGAAUGUGGAAUACUCAAACACCGCAGUAUAGCAAUGAAACUCAGCAACUGUUGAAAGUUAUGAUGCAAGAAUCAAAGUUAAAUGCUUUCCAACAGAGGCAACUGAAGGAAGCCAUGAAAGGGGGAGGUGCACUCCCAAUGAGAUGUAAUCCAACUACUAGUGCAAAGCCAUGUGCCCCUUCUGCAGCCAAACCCAAGAGUAUCCGGGUUGACCCUAGGGGUCACAGUGGUGGGCUGAGGAAGAAAGAAGACAUUGAAGACUCUGGGGCCUAUGAGAGACAACAGUACAGACCUAGCCCACAGAAAUCGCUGGAAAAGGAGAAGGGUAGGUUACAGAACAUCAUGGCGUUUGGAGAAGACAAACCACCUGUCACAGAAGAGAGGAGGAAGGAACUACUCCAGGCUCCGACACCAGAACCGGAACCAGAUAGAUUCACUGAAUUGGAGGCUGAGAUUAGGGAGCGGGCUGAAUUUCUGGAAGACAUGACCCGUUUAGGCAAAGGCAAAGAGUACCAAGCCAUCAUAGCCACAGAAAUAUCACAGAAACUGCGCGAGAUGGAAGUCAUUGACAAGAAGCGCACAGCACAACUCCACAAAGCCAUCCAAGCUAAAGAACAACAGACCAUAAACCCAGUACCCACAGAGGGAGGGGAUGGCAACUGAUGGAAUGGCAGGAAUUGUGUAGAUAAUCAUUAAAUAAUAUUGUUGUAUACAUGUAUAUGUUAUGUACAAUAUUUUUUUUAUUUAUUCCUGAUGUGUCAGAAGAGGGUGCGGGUUAAAAUUCAUAGACUAUUAUUAAAAGUGGGAGUAUAAUAACGGAAGCGGCCUGCUCUUUCCUUCAGUGAGGAUGGAUUUGAAUUGCUGAGCAUUCUCUUAUGAUCAUGUCAAAGGAGAAGCCUAUGUUGAGAAUUUUUUUUAAGAAGGGGUCAAAAAAGCAUUUUUAGUGUCCAUGGAUUGGCCUUUUUGUUGCCUUUUUCUGUGCGGGAUUUAAGAACAGGAUUAACUGCAACAAUUUUAACGCUGGCUCGCUGUGAGGUUUACAUGUGCUGUGGGUCUCCCAACAUCCGUCCAAAACUGUGUGCAACAAUCCACUGGCAUUUUUCUUGCACUAAAUACAAAUUCAUGAUGGUGUUAAACUACAUGUACUUGACAAAAUGUGUUGUAAAUUUGUGGCAGCUUUAUGUCAGCUUCAACUGAAAAAAAAAAAAAGGUUUCCCGGACCACAUUCAUACCUUGAGAUUUUUACCACAGGACAUUGUACUAAAUGAAUUACAUUAUAUUCCAGUAGGUACUGGGGUUGAAUCUACAUGAAUUUAGUCAUGACCAACUCUUCAUUCUGCCCGAGUGUUAUGAAAUACAGUGGACAUACAUGUUUUGUACAGUGUACAUGUAAAUUCAACUUUAGUUUCGUGUUGUGCUCGAAUUGAAAACCGAUACCAAAUUUGUACAGUACUUUCAGAGCGUGUAUUACAUCUGUGUAUUAUUUGAGGAAUAAAGUAAAUGCUUAAAAACUGUA